GUCCAUCCCUAUUUCCUACAGCUUUUCUAAUAAUUUUGCAAGAGAAGAAACUUCAUCUUCCUCACAUGAGUAGUGCAUUCUCCAAAGAAUGCAUCUCAUAGCCUUCAAAGUCUCGAGGCUAAACUCUUGAGCAAGUUUGUAAAUAUUUUCUUCAUCAAAACACAAGAAAGAACGGUUAGAAUCUAGUGCCCCACUCAAUUGAGGCAAUCUAAAUGAUGACUCAGCAAGUUUGUAAAUAUUUCUUAAUCAAAAGAAUGGAAAGAAAACCAGCUCGAUGGACUGGCAUAGAAAUCCAUUUUGGGUCUGCUCGUCUCCUCGUUCUUGUUUUGUUUUGGGGGAUUGGAAAUUUUUUUGAAAUUUUGCAAGGAAGGGUGUGCUUUAGUUUAGAGUUUUUUUAUUUUAUUUUAAUGAAACUUUACACUUUUAGGUUUUCAUGUCAUUUUCCAAAUAAAAUCAUUGGGGCUAUAGAAAAUUUUAUAUAAAUUCAGAGUAAUGGUUUGGAUAUGUUCAUCUGAACCAUUUUUCUAGUUACACAAAAUCCUAUUAUCAAAUAAAACUAGAAAGAAUUUUAAAUAGCACUGAACCAAAUACCUAAAUCAUUUUAUAAACACUAAACUAACUCUGGAUCCGGAGGAGGGCUGGGCCGGGGCCUGGGUUAGCCCAGCCCUGGAUCCGCCACUGAUUUUGACAGAACCUUCACCAACCCAACCCAACCCACAAAUUUUAUCUAAUUUGAUCGAAUCAAACUGGUUUAUUUGUGUGUACCCACAAAUCUAGAUUCAGUUUUCAUCUUACACACCACCCCAAACAGUAAUCUUUAGAAAAACUAUUUCUCUUGAUUGACAUCAUGCAACCAACCCACCGGCCAGCCACCAGCCGCAGAAUGCUUCUCCAAAACUCAUUGACAUUUUUUUUUUUUGUUGAACUCAAAGCGCUACACACACCCAGCGUUUACACGGCGUUGUUGUUCAUCGUUUUGGUCAACCAAGUUCACAAAUGACGCGACGCUGCCAAAUAGACCACCACCCCAAUAAAUAAAUAAUAAAACAAAUCAUUACUUUUUUCCUCCAAAUUAAAAAAAUUAUAAAUAAAUAAAUAAAAACCCCACAACGCGAGCGAGUACACGCCUCUCUUUUUGGUUUUUUCCUUUUGUUUUCUAAUAAAUAAAUUAAAAAAAGGGAAGGAAAAAAAAAAAAAAAAAAAAGCCCCUCCGUCCGCGGUUCUGCUCCUCGGGUCCUGCCCCGACCCGACCCUCUCUCACCGCGUUAAACCCAAUCCAAAAAAGUCAAGUCACCGUCAAAAGCAGCACCAACGCGUUCACACUCCCGCACACGUUUCAAUUUCCCUUCCUUUCCUUCAUCCCCAUCUUCAUUUCAUUCAUCCUCCUUCUUCUACCUUCCUCUCCAUUUUCGUCCCCUCCUUCUUUCCUUCCUUCCACCACACCCUAUAUAUUAUUCAUGGACUUUCUCCUACCAAUCUCCAAUUCCCAUUUCUCCUCUUCCUCUGCCGCUCUACUACGUUUGAACGCUCCCCCUGCUUUCACACCUGUCUUUCUUCUUUGAAGCAUUUCGUCGAACACUUUUCUGACCCCCCCUUUCCCUUUCCUUCUUCAGUGGGUGGGUCGGUCUGUUUGUAUGGAAAUAUCCUCGUUCCCAUUUCUCAACCCGGAAGAGAUUUCACACUUCUACACCCUGUUCCAGGAGAUGGACAAUAAUAAUAACUUCAACUUCGCUGGAGGACCCGACAGCAGCGGUAGUUACGGAGGAGACGGCAGCGGGAGCGGUGGUGGGUUUAACAACGGAGCGAAUAGUGGUGGUGUAAAUACCAACAGUAAGAAGCGGAGGAGGAAGGAAGCUGGCGGCGGUGAAGACGAGAGUAAGCUGAAGAAGACGAAUGCGGUGAAGGAUGUUCUCAGCUCGCUUGUGCUAUUGGACGAGGAGGAGAAGCAGGAGCAGAAUCAGUGGGUUGUGGAGUCGCAGCACGAUAAGGCCUUGUUCGAUUCCAAUCACGAUCAGAAGGUGCGAGUUAUGAAUGAAUUCAGUUCGGAUAUGCAGACCCAUUUCUCCAAUUUGGAUGAUUUGGACCAAUCCAGGGCCAGGAGCUCCCGCCGCUCUGCUUCCGCCGUCGUCGUCGCUGCCGCGUCCGCCGCGGCUGCGGUGGCGGGUUCGGGGGAUUCGGUUCAGAGUGGUGGUGCGGGAGGUGGGUCGACGAGCGCCACGCCGCCGCAGCAGCGGCGGUUGUGGGUCAAGGACAGAUCAAAGGACUGGUGGGAUCGGUGUAACCAUCCCGAUUUCCCCGAGGAGGAGUUCAAGAAGGCGUUUCGGAUGAGCAAGGCGACGUUCGACAUGAUCUGCGAGGAGCUGGAUUCCGCGGUGAUGAAGAAGAACACAAUGCUGCGGGACGCCAUCCCGGUCCGCCAGCGGGUUGCGGUGUGUAUUUGGAGGCUGGCGACAGGGGAGCCACUCCGAAUUGUGUCCAAGAAGUUCGGAUUGGGGAUAUCGACUUGCCACAAGCUGGUUCUCGAGGUGUGCUCGGCAAUCAGGACGGUGUUGAUGCCCAAGUUCCUCCAAUGGCCGGACGAGGAGAAGAUGAGAGGGAUCAAGGGGGAGUACGAAUCAAUGUCGGGGAUACCGAAUGUUGGUGGGUCGAUGUACACAACCCACAUCCCAAUCAUCGCACCCAAGAUCAGUGUCGCUGCUUACUUCAACAAGAGGCACACCGAGAGGAAUCAGAAGACUUCGUACUCGAUCACGGUUCAAGGAGUAGUGGAUCCCAGAGGUGUGUUCACUGAUGUUUGCAUUGGCUGGCCUGGUUCGAUGCCAGAUGACCAGGUACUGGAAAAAUCAGCACUUUACCAGAGAGCCAGCAGGGAUUUACUGAAAGAUGUCUGGAUCGUGGGGACUUGUGGCUACCCUUUGAUGGACUGGGUUCUGGUGCCCUACACUCACCAGAACCUGACAUGGCCGCAGAACGCUUUCAACGAGAAGAUUGGGGAGAUUCAAGGCGUCGCGAAAGAUGCAUUCGCCAGGCUGAAAGGGAGGUGGUCUUGCCUGCAGAAGAGAACGGAGGUGAAGCUACAGGACCUGCCUGUUGUGCUUGGUGCUUGCUGUGUGCUCCACAACAUCUGCGAGAUGAGGAACGAGGUGAUCGAGCCUGAACUCAAGUUCGAUAUUUUCGACGAUGAGAUGAUACCGGAGAACAGCCUCAGAUCAGCUGGUGCGGCUCAGGCUAGGGAUCACAUUGCUCACAACCUCUUGCAUCAUGGCCUUGCUGGAACUUCUUUCCUAUAGGUUUUUACCUUUUCAGUUCCUGAUUCCAUACAAGAAAGUUAACAGCUUUUUUACUUGUUUUGUUUUCCCUUUUUUCGGAUUGCAAGGAAGGCUCUAUACUUGUAGUGUUAGGUGGCUUUGCUGAGUUGGUUGUAUUCUUCUAUACACAGACAGUGUAGUGUCAUUCUUUUGAUGGGACCUUGUACUAUAAUAUACCCGGUUUACCCGUCUGCAAAAUAAGAACAUAGUAUCUCAGUUUUCUGCUCCAAAUUAUACUGUUACACAAAAUGCAGCAGCAUUCGAGUCUACCUCUACACAAUCGACAGGAGAUUACCAUCGCGGAGAUACUAGUCUCUUUCGUCGAUUAAAUUACGUAUCAGCGAUCAAGUCGAUAUGACGAUAUGAUCUGAUCAUGAAUUUGUGAGCAUUUUGUUUCCUUUUCUGGGUUGGUUGUGUACAGUUGGUUGCAAGUCAGCUGCUACUGCGAUGGAUACUGGUUGUUAAUUGUCAUAUAUAAGAGCUAUAUAUUAAAGGUUGCUGUUGCUUUCUCAUCUGUUGCAAUCUCCCUGUCUAUUUCCCAAACGGGGGAAACACAAUGGUUAACUAUUUUUUAUAUGUAAAAAUCUGUUAGAUUAGAUACAUCCCGCCGGGUUUUGAUUGAUUGUUUCAUCAACAUUAUUGUCAAGAAUCUGGCUUGACAAAAUGAAACCAAAUCUUGUAUAAACAAAGAUUAGGUUUAGAGAGACAUCAGCACUCACGUAAUGCUUAUGUGUUCAGUUCAGCAACAGGCAUGUUGACAACUUACAAGAUAAUAUGUACCCCAUUCUCACCGAGUCACUCGUACAUUUCAAUCAUCACUUUCUUUCUUACUACUAAUUACUUUCUUUCCAAUUAUUCUACUAAUUAUUAGGACCCCAAACUAUCUUAAUGAUCUAAUUAUCCAAACAUAAUGUAAUUACGCUACGUAUAUAAAUGACUAAUAACUACUUUAAUAAUUUUUCAUCAUUCCCAUCCACUCUAAAGCUAUCUUGCCGUCAAGGUUGAACAACCCUGCCUACUCAACCAGCUAAUGCAUCUAUCCUCUUCCAUUUCAUCCUCAAAUGUGCCUACAAGCACCAUAAGGUGGUGAACAUUGUCGCAACACUGGCUAACAACGAACUGCUUCUCACAGGUGUAACAUUUGCCAUCCCAACACUUUCUCUCCAUCUUCAUCAGAGUCAGUCGAAUGAGUCCCCCAGGUGAAAGUUGUGCCCCCCUCCCCCGGCCCCUUUAGGCCGAUGGUGGAGCCAUCGGUGCCACUAUUGGAGUUUUUGUAGAACACGUGUAGCACACAAAUAAUCUUAUAAAAGCAGAUAAUAAACACGUUUAAUUAUGACUAGUAGUCUCGACUUGCAUAUUGGCCUUGACUUGUUGUUUGAGCCCAAGUAUUCUACACGAUGGCUUUUUUGCCCCUUAUCAAGUCGUCUUCAACCUUCAAGGAAGUGUUCUUGUUGAGAAGCAAACACACAAUAGAAAAGAGUAGGGAGAGAGACAUGUACACAUGAUGUUUUGUUAAUAUAUUUCGGCCUAUUGCUUUACGUCUCGGCUCAAAAGCGAAUUAUCCUUUCAGACCUAGUGUGUAGGUUUUUAUCUUAUUCCAAUCUAACUCCAAGUUGAGUCGCUUUGGGUGGAACUCAGACCCUUGACAAGAAUAUAACAAUAUACUCCUUUCUCUCUUCAUCACAAGCACUCACGCUAAAGAGAGAAAAUACACAACCUUACAAUCACUCAAUCAAUACAGAUAGUGAAC
Molecule: messenger RNA, 5058 nt
Organism: Linum trigynum
Lineage: Eukaryota; Viridiplantae; Streptophyta; Magnoliopsida; Malpighiales; Linaceae
Source: the annotation of a GenBank genome assembly